UUUAGAACGAAACGAACAUCGGAAGACAAUACGUCGGGAAGGUGAAACAUCAUCCACCAAAAUCUACAGUUUAGACCACUCUAACCGUGGAUUUAUUUGAAAAGCAAAGUGUAAAGAGUACAAGGGAGAGGGGUUGAUUCGCUUUGAAAUUAAUGGAAAUGGAUAAGUAAUGGAACAGUCCAAAUAAACUUAAAAAUAAAUUAAAAUAUCUAAAAUUUUGAAGACAGACUUUUUUCAUAUUAAUUUGCAAAUUGCGGUUAUCGAUUAUUACGAUAUCAUAUUCGGUAAAAGGCGAACUCCCUUCAAGUACAAUACUCCAUCACACAUUUGAACGAUGACAGCAACGUACCUGUUGGUUCUGACAUGCAUAUUGCAAAUAUUGAGUUACGCAGAUUCCGGUUUCGUAUCUUUUGAGGAAGCACGCAAUGCUGUCAUACAAGCCGAGGAUUUGCUCAUCACCGGCGGUCGCAUACACCUCAAUGACAAGGAGGAUCGAGCGAAUGACAUAUUCAUGAGGUAUAAAAUGGACGAGUUGGGUGCGGGUUUUUACGACUCGGAUGUCAAUGCAGCGAGCUUGCAUUUCUUCAAGGGCAAAAAGCUCGUGGAGAAGAGCAAAGUGCUGAAGUUCCUCAAGCGCAUGCCGAAAGGCGCCAUCUUACAUUUGCACAACACGGCAAGCGUUUCGUCCGAAUGGAUGGUGCGCAAUAUUUCCUACAUGCCGGGUAUGCUGCGGUGUACCAACAUUUUUGGCGUCAGUAUAUUGAGCUUCCGUAGGACGGCACGUGAUCACGGCUGUGUGACACAGUAUGUGCGUGUGAGUGACGAACGCGUUCGUUCAGUUAAUCCGGCCGCGUAUGAUCGCAGCUUUGAGAAGUUGAUCAACUUGUACACACCGACGCCGGAAAUUGAUUAUCCAACAAUUAAGCAUGUCUGGAAUAAGUUUCAGAAUAUGUUUAGCACGAUAAACGAUGUGUUGCGUUAUUUGCCGGCUUUUCGUGCCUACACCUGGCGUAUGCUGGAAGAGAUGUACGAGGACAAUGUAAUGUAUGCGGAGGUGCGCAUGGAUUUCAAGGAGCUGUAUGACUACAGUGGACGCCUCUUUUCACCAGAGCGUUCCCUUCGUGAGGUAUUGUCCAUCGUGGAGGACUUUCGUCGUGCACAUCCCAACUUUAUGGGUAUAAAGGCGAUCUUUUCAACGCAUCGUAAUGUCGAACGAACGCGUGUAUUUGAGAAUUUCGAAAUGUUCAAAAGUUUGCACAAAGACAACCCCAAUUUUGUUAUCGGUUUCGAUUUGGUCGGACAGGAGGAUCGUGGUAAACCAUUGCAUAAUUUCGUCGCAGAGUUGGCGGAACUGCCAAGAAGCGCGAAGUUCUUCUUCCAUGCAGGCGAAACAAAUUGGUAUGGCGCCUCCACUGAUUUCAAUCUCCUGGAUGCGCUCUUAUUGAACACCACACGCAUCGGUCACGGCUUUGCGCUAAUGAAACACCCGCUAUUGUGGAAUGCCGUGAAGAAACGCAAUGUGGCAAUCGAAGUGAGCCCACUUUCGAAUCAGAUACUGCAUUUGGUGGCCGAUUUGCGUAAUCAUCCGGGUAGCUUUUACAUUUCGCAGGAUCUGCCGAUGGUUAUUUGUAAUGAUGAUCCCGGCUUUUGGGGCACCAAGGGACUGAGCUAUGAUUUCUACUAUGCCAUUAUGAGUUUGGCGCCAAAUCAUAUGGGUUUGAAAACGCUAAAGGGUCUUGUGUGGAAUUCGAUUCGUUUCUCAGUGUUGACAGCACGUGAAAGGGAAUAUGCAUUUGCGACUUUGGAACGUGCGUGGGAUCAGUUUAUCAGCGAUGUGUUACAAGGGAUUGUAUGAUACAACAAUUUAUUGUGGAAUGUUAAAUAGAGUCGAAAACAUAAGAAUUUCUUAAAAAAUAAAUUCAUUAAUAUUAAGUAAA
Zeugodacus cucurbitae (melon fly) is the source of this 1937-nucleotide messenger RNA. RefSeq names its product adenosine deaminase 2. Gene Ontology annotation, biological process: adenosine catabolic process; inosine biosynthetic process. Gene Ontology annotation, molecular function: adenosine deaminase activity. The transcript is spliced from 7 exons. Lineage: Eukaryota; Metazoa; Arthropoda; Insecta; Diptera; Tephritidae. The coding region runs from base 335 to 1855 and encodes 506 amino acids. The record is from RefSeq and is a predicted model, not a curated record.